AUGGAGGAGGAGACGAUGGAAGAAGAUCCCAACCACAAUCACUGGCCGAUCCGACCCCGAUCACCGACCAACCCUGACUACCUGAGGAAGCCGAUCUCCAUCAAUCCCGGGACCAACAAAUUCUUGAUGAAUGUGAUCACAGUAGAGGACUAUAAGCGCUUGUACUGGCCCAAGCUGGAGAGCGCCAUCGAACAACUGCUCACACAAACCGCCGGUGACUAUAUUCCGAUAUCGUAUGAGCAGAUCUACAGUUGUGUCUACAAAUGUGUGUGUCAGCAGCACUCCGAGCAGAUGUACAGUGACCUCCUGUGUAAAAUCACCCAGCACCUGCAUCGGGUCUCCCAGGAUCUGCAGGCGAGUUCUCCAGAGCAAUAUAUAGAGAAGUUUAAUGUGGCCCUGGGCCAGUAUAUGGGGGCUCUACACAGCAUCGUCCCUCUCUUCAUCUAUAUGAAUAAGUUUUAUAUAGAAACUAAACUUAACCGGGACCUGAAGGAUGAUCUGAUCCAACUCUUCACCCGCCAUGUGGCAGAGAAGCAUAUCUACAACCUGAUGCCAUUACUGAUAGAAGCCCAGUCUACACCGUUCCAGAUCACCCCCUCCACCAUGGCCAGCAUCAUAAAGGGUCUCUAUACACUAAGGCCUGAAUGGGUCCAGCUCGCACCAUCACUCUUCUCCAAAUUCAUCCCAAACAUUCUGCCCCCAGCCUUGGAGUCAGAGCUGCAGGACUAUGCUGCCCAAGACCAGAAGCUUCAGAGAGACCUCAUGCAGAACGGAUUUAACAGGUCAGAGUGCAGUUUAGAGGGAAAAUGUUCUAUGUAUCAAAGGCAAUGCAGCGUGUAA
Messenger RNA from Staurois parvus, 840 nucleotides. Lineage: Eukaryota; Metazoa; Chordata; Amphibia; Anura; Ranidae. The record is from the annotation of a GenBank genome assembly.